Molecule: messenger RNA, 1578 nt
Organism: Hansenula ciferrii
Lineage: Eukaryota; Fungi; Ascomycota; Saccharomycetes; Phaffomycetales; Wickerhamomycetaceae
Gene: THI6
Product: bifunctional hydroxyethylthiazole kinase/thiamine-phosphate diphosphorylase
Exons: 1
Coding region: 1-1578 (525 amino acids)
Biological process (GO): thiamine biosynthetic process
Cellular component (GO): cytoplasm
Molecular function (GO): hydroxyethylthiazole kinase activity; ATP binding; magnesium ion binding
Source: RefSeq, a predicted model, not a curated record
AUGACACAAAACGUUGAUUACUCGCUCUAUCUUGUGACCAAUGCGGAAAUGGUCCCUGAAGGGUAUGAUUUCCUAGGUCAAGUACAAGCAGCAAUUGAUAAUGGAGUCACCAUUGUUCAAUUACGUGAAAAAGAGAUUGAUACAAGAGAAUUCAUCAAAAGAGCUCAAGCUGUUCAUGAAUUGACUCGAAAAGCAGGGAUCCCUUUGAUUAUAAAUGAUCGUGUUGAUAUUGCAUUGGCUAUUAAUUGUGAAGGUGUUCAUGUUGGUCAAGAUGAUAUGCCUGCAAAAUUAGUUAGAAAAUUACUUGGACCUGAUAAAAUCAUUGGUGUUAGUGUUGGUUUUGCUUUUGAAGCUAGAGAAGUAAUUGAAGAAGGUGUUGUUGAUUAUAUUGGUGUUGGUCCAAUGUUUGAAACUAAUACAAAGAAGAAUAUGAAGAAAUUACCAUUUGGUCCAUUAGGUGUUCGUGGUGUAUUGAAAGUUUUAAGAGAUGAAGGUGGUGAUCAUGUCAGAACCGUAGGGAUUGGUGGUAUUAAUGAUACUAAUGUUCAAAGAGUAUUGUAUACAAGUGCUAUCCCUGGAAGAUCAUUGGAUGGUGUUGCUGUUGUAUCGAAUAUCAUGGCUAAUAAAGAUGCUGCAGGUGCAACUAAAAAAUUAAGUGAAUUGAUUCAUUCAAGUACUAGGGACUUAUACAUUACCAAUAAUCAAUAUCCAAUAGAUUAUAUAAAACCUUCCACCCAGAUCAUUCAAAAUGUUAUUGAUAUAAAACCAAUGAUUCAUCAUAUUACAAAUAAUGUGGUAAAGACAUUUAGUGCAAAUGUAGCAUUAGCAAUUGGUGCAUCUCCAGUAAUGUCUGAAGAAGUUGAAGAUUUUGAAGAUUUUUCCAAAUUCCCAAAUGCUGCAUUAUUAUUGAACAUUGGUACACCAAGAGAAUCUGAGAUUGAUACUUAUUUAAAAGCUGUAUCAAGUUAUAACAAGAAUGGUAAUCCUGUUAUAUUUGAUCCUGUGGGAGCUGGUGCUUCAAAAUUUAGAAAAGAUUUAGUUAAAAGAAUUUUGAAUUUAGGUUAUUUAACAGUUAUAAAGGGUAAUGAAGGUGAAAUAUUCACUACAGCAGGUAUUGAUAAAUUAAUGAAAGGUGUUGAUAAUGUUGGUAAGGAAAAACAAGAUGUUGUUAUUGAAGCUGCUAAAAAAUUAGCUAUAAGUACAAGAUCUAUAGUUGUUGUCACUGGUGAAAAAGAUAUAAUUGUUGAUGGUUGGUUAUCAGGUGAAUAUAAAAUCCCAUCAGAUGUUAAACAAAGAGUUGUUACUAUAAAAGGUGGUCAUAAAUUAAUGGGUGGUAUUACAGGUUCUGGUUGUUCAUUAGGUAGUGCUAUAUCUGCAUAUAUUACUGCAAAUAGAAAUGACCCAUUUUUAGCUGUUGUUACUGCAGUGGCUCUUUUCAAUCAAGCUGGUGGUAUUGCUGGUAAAAAAGUUGAAAAUGAAGGUACUGGCUCAUUUAUUUCUGAAUUUUUAAAUCAAUUGAAUAAAGUUACAAUUGAAAAUAAACCAGAAAAUUGGAAUGUUGUUAUUUCAUCAGUUUGA